AUGGCUUCCUUUGCGACGGCGUGUCGCCUGUCCGCCCGGCUGGCAAGCCGACGAGUCGCCCAAGAUGCCUCAGUCAGAGGUCUGCGGACGUCCGCCGCCUCGCGGGCUGCCCAGAACUUCACCAUGCCCGCCCUGUCCCCGACCAUGACCGAGGGCAACAUCGCCACGUGGAAGGUCAAGGAGGGCGACGAGUUCGCCGCCGGUGACGUGCUGCUCGAGAUCGAGACCGACAAGGCCUCCAUGGACGUCGAGGCGCAGGACGACGGCAUCAUGAUGAAGAUCUUCGCCGCCGACGGCAGCAAGGCCGUCCAGGUCGGAACCCGCAUUGGUGUUCUGGCCGAGCCCGGCGACGACAUCAGCUCCCUCGAGAUCCCCGCCGACGAGUCCAAGUCCGCCCAGCAGGGCGCCAAGAAGGAAGAGGCACCCUCCCAGUCUGGAGCGCCCAGCGAGGCCGCUCCCCAGAAGAAGGCCGCCGACCCCAGCAAGAGGAAGACCUCUGGCCAGAAGGCACCGCCCCAGAAGUACCCCCUGUACCCCUCGGUCGAGCACCUGGUCAAGGAACACAAGCUCGACGAGGCCGCCCUCAGCGAGAUCACCCCGACCGGUCCCCAAGGCCGGCUCCUGAAGGGCGAUGUGUUGGCCUACCUGGGCUCCAUCACCGAGAGCCGCCCGGCCGACAUCAAGAAGCGCUUCGAUCACAACUCCCACCUGGAUUUGAGCAACAUCAAGAUUGCCGCGCCAGCUGCACCGCCCAAGGCCCAGAAGGCCGCCGCCCCUGAGGCUCCCGUCCCCGAGGACCUUCUGGUCGUUCUCCCUAUCUCGCUGGCAUCCGUCAUCGAGACCCAGAAGAAGAUCGAGGCUUCGCUGGGUACUUUCCUGCCCCUGUCGACAUUUGUCGCCCGUGCCGCCGAAGUGGCCAACGACGAGCUGCCUCUGCCCUCCAACUACAAGCCAAGCGCAAACGAGCUGUUCAACCAGGUGCUAGGGCUGGACAAGGUCGACCCCAAGGUGUCCCGCGGCCUUUACAUACCACAGAUCACGGCAGUGCCGCCGACGUCGUUCACCGGCGUCGCCCCCAAGCCGAAGCCCUCCAAGGUGGACAUUAUCGACCUGCUGUCCGGAUCCCCCAAGAAGAGCGCAAAGCCCGCCGCCCAAUCCCUGGGUCAGCCCGGCAUCUCGGCAGGCACCAACACCUUUAGUCUGAAGGUCCCCAAGAGCGAGGAGAAGAGGGCACAGGUCUUCCUGGCGAGGCUGAAGACGGUGCUCGAGCAGGACCCGGGCAGACUGGUGUUGUGA
Molecule: messenger RNA, 1296 nt
Organism: Neoarthrinium moseri
Lineage: Eukaryota; Fungi; Ascomycota; Sordariomycetes; Amphisphaeriales; Apiosporaceae
Exons: 2
Coding region: 1-1296 (431 amino acids)
Biological process (GO): pyruvate decarboxylation to acetyl-CoA
Cellular component (GO): pyruvate dehydrogenase complex
Molecular function (GO): dihydrolipoyllysine-residue acetyltransferase activity
Source: RefSeq, a predicted model, not a curated record